AUUAUUUUCGAAAGAGUUUUGUUGCAUUUUAAAAAAAAUAUUUACAAAAAAGGAUGGGAUUGAAAGAUGACACUAACAAAAACUCGACAAUGGCUGACGAUGAUAAGAAUGACGCACAUUCAUUAGAAUCGGACAAAUCAAUGAAUCAGGCAGGACUGGGGGAAGUAGAUGCUGUUGUAGAGAUCAAAGAUGAACGACAAAACCAACUUCUGUACAAAGUGGCCGACCACCCUCCAGUAUACCUGACAAUAUUCUGUGGUCUACAGCACACUUUAAUUUCUCUGUCUGGAAAUAUGGCAAUUUCCCUUCUGGUUGCUGAUGUGACGUGUGCAACUCACCUGGAAGACAUUAAAACAACACUUCUUAGUUCUACACUUCUGAUGUCAGGGGUUGUUACAGUGUUUAUGACUCUAAUCGGUUCAAGACUUCCAUUAUUCCAAGGAGCAGCAAGUGACUACCUAAUUCCCCUACUAGCUCUGCAGGUUCUGGAUAAGACGAGAUGUGAUUUUACAGACAACAUAAACUCUGAUUCCAAUUCCACAACUGCAAACACAUCUGUCAUAAUAGACCAUAGAGAAUACAUACUGAACAAUAUCCGAGAGUUACAGGGAAGCCUUGUGGCUGCUGGAACAUUUCAAUUUCUAAUUGGAGCUACAGGUCUAGUCAGCCUCCUGCUAAAAUUCAUAGGACCAAUCACCAUUGUCCCCACUCUCUUUUUGAGUUGCAUUUUCAUCGUCAGAGCAUGCGUCAAAUUUGCUUCCGUUCACUGGGGUGUUGCACUGCUGGUUACAGCAGUGUCCCUGAUUUUGUCGUUGUAUCUUAGUCAUCAUAACACACCUAUACCAAUGUGGACGAGAAAGAAGGGAUUUCACAUUCUCUGGUUUCCAUUGCACCAAGUUUAUUCGAUUCUAAUAGGAAUUUUGAUUGGUUGGUUGGUAUGCGGCGUCAUGACAAUAGCAGGAGCUUUUGAUCCGGACGAUAAGCUGGCCAGGACUGAUACCGGAUUAAACGCCAUUAGAGAGGCUGCUUGGUUUCGCAUACCUUAUCCAGGACAGUUUGGUCCCAUUUCAUUUAGCACAAGUGUUUUUACUGGAUUCCUAAUAGGAACCAUUACAUCAACUCUCGACUCUAUCGGUGACUACUACGCAUGCGCAAAAAUGAGUAAUGUUCCACCUCCACCUUCACACAGCGUAAAUCGUGGAAUCGCUAUGGAAGGGUUUUUUAGUCUCAUAGCAGGCUUUAUGGGAUGUGGACACGCCACAACCACAUAUGGCGGAAACAUUGGAGCAAUAGGAGUGACUAAAGUUGCCAGUCGAGACGUUUUCCUUGCUGUUGGUGUUAUUUAUGUUUUAUUCGGAAUUAUAGGAAAAGUUUCUGCAGUUUUUCUAUCCAUUCCUUACCCAGUCUUAGGCGGAGCGCUGAUUGUGAUGUUUGGCAUGUUUAAUGGCGUCGUUCUCUCCAAUUUAUCAGUUGUCUCCCUUAGUUCGUCCAGAAAUCUUGCGAUCAUUGGAACCUCCAUUUUGUUCGGGCUCAUGAUCCCAUACUGGUUGGAGUUAAACCCCGAUGCUAUUCAAACAGGAUCCCCGUCACGUGACAGCGUGAUAAAAAUGCUUAUGGUUAAUCCUAAUUCAUGCGGGGGUCUUAUGGCUUGUUUUCUGGACAACACAGUCAAAGGUACUUUAAAAGAAAGAGGAAUAGAAGCUUGGCAACAGAUGAUUGGAGAAAAGGCUGACGACGGAGAAGAAUUUGAUUACGACAUUACGAUAUACGAUAUCCCCCUUUCGCAAAAAAUGAAAGAAUCAAAGUUACUUAGACGGUUGCCUUUCAUCCCUCCACAAUAUAACUAAAACACCCUUGUCAUACCCUUUAAAGUUUUGCAAUAUUUAGAUAAAUGACGUUUGCAAUAUCUAUGCAGACUAAUUUAUUAAUUAUUCUUGUAGUAAAUGGUUUAAACUUAAUUCAACAUUUUCUUUUAAUUCUCGGAAACAAAUAGCGGCACAAUGAGGAUAUCUUUAAAACUUAUAAUAUUUCAUAGUUAUAGAGACUACUUUUGCUCCUGAUAAAAUGAUGAUUGUGCUUUGGUGUGAAAUGGAAAUCGAAUAUACACAAAUAGACAGAUGAUGUAUUUUCUGUCCAGAAAAAUCAGAGAUACAACAUACAUGUAUCUCUGAAAUAUCUAAGCUCGCGGACCAUCUAUCUAAUCAAAUAUUUAUGCAGAAUUUAUCAAAUCAAUAAAGAAUUCCAUCAGCAAA
Saccostrea echinata is the source of this 2252-nucleotide messenger RNA. Its product is annotated as solute carrier family 23 member 2-like. Gene Ontology annotation, biological process: transmembrane transport. Gene Ontology annotation, molecular function: transmembrane transporter activity. The transcript has 11 exons. Gene Ontology annotation, cellular component: membrane. The record is from RefSeq and is a predicted model, not a curated record. Bases 54 to 1847 code for a protein of 597 amino acids. NCBI's taxonomy places the organism in Eukaryota, Metazoa, Mollusca, Bivalvia, Ostreida, Ostreidae.